This is a messenger RNA of Lotus japonicus, 2186 nucleotides long. RefSeq lists its product as uncharacterized. Lineage: Eukaryota; Viridiplantae; Streptophyta; Magnoliopsida; Fabales; Fabaceae. The record is from RefSeq and is a predicted model, not a curated record. The transcript has 10 exons. Bases 260 to 1936 code for a protein of 558 amino acids.
ACCAACAUUUUCAUUCCUAUUUCACGUCUCUUUUCUUUCUGCCAACAUCAUUCCUUACCAAUUAGGUCGUUGGAUCAUACCCAAAAACAAUCAUUAUAACAUGGAAAUAUAAAGAAGGUGUUGUCUUUCUGAAAACACCUUCCUCCCCUCUCCCUCUAUUAUUGAGUUAUUCAUUGCAUAGAGGGGGAGAUCAUAGUUUCUGAUUUGAAUUAUAAGAACAUUUGAAACUUGAAAAAUUGUGUUGUUGACAACAUAUACAAUGGGUGGUUGUAUGUCAGUACCUUCUAAAGCUAUGAAAGCACCUAGGAGGCUGCAUAGACGAAUCAUAAAACGUCGUCGAAAGAUCACAACUUCAAUUCCAAAUAAUGAUGGUAAGAAGAGGAUUAGUAAUGCAGGAGCUCGUGUGACAGAUUAUUCGGUUAGUGAAGUUGUUCAUAUGGAUUUUGAAAAUGGUGCAACCACUACUUGUAGACGCUCUCAAGUUUCCAAUUCAGCAUUCCAUCUUACUCAACUUGAAUGGCACCAUAGUCAAUAUGAUGUUGAUUCAAAUUUGAUGAGCCAAGAAGAAACUUUCUUUGACUCGGUCAGUAUUUUGGAAUCUGAUUCAGAUGAUGAUUUCAAUAGUGUACAUGGAGAUGGUUUUCCAUUGGGAGGCAACACAGUUGGAAAUAUCCAAUGCAGCCAAGUGCUCCAAUAUGAAAGAUCAACAUGUUUUGUGGAUAAUAAGUGUCAAUAUCAAGAAUAUCAUGAAAGUUAUGUUAAAGUUGAAGGAGGUAACUCAGAUAAGUUAAAGGGAGGUGAUGAAAGUAGCUUUGGCCGUAUUAGUACACAUGGUUGUGGAAUUUCUCGCUUAAGCAAGACUCAUGGAAGCUUUAAAAGUGUUAAAGAAACUAAAAAUGGUGUGGAAGAGAGGGCUCAGGAAAGCACUCGAAAAUCAAACCUUCGUCGGUUGGCUCCUUCUGUCAGUUUCAAUGACAAAAUAUUAAAUCGACCAAGUAAAAAGUUGUCAACAGUUUUCAGGCUUUCUUUUAAACGAAGGUCUUGUGAGGUGAAAGAAGCAAGUCAUGAAUUUAACCAAUCAAAAGGAUACUUGGUUCGUCCCUUAGCAGGACAUAUAAUUCCACGCCAGAUUGGAGAAAAGCCAUCUCCUGGAUGUUGGUCUGAAAUUUCACCCUCAAUAUUUCAACUUCGUGGUGAAAACUAUUUCAAAGACAAGCGCAAGUCACCUGCAUCAAAUUAUAGCCCAUAUGUUCCAAUUGGUGUUGAUCUAUUUGUUUGUCCCAAAAAAAUACAUCAUAUUGCUCGACAUAUUGAACUUCCAAAUGUGAAAUCCAAUGGGAAUAUCCCUCAACUUCUUAUUGUAAAUAUCCAGUUGCCUACAUAUCCAGCUGCAAUGUUUCUUGGUGAUAGUGAUGGAGAAGGGAUGAGUCUUGUGUUGUAUUUUAAAGCUUCUGAGACUCUUGAUGAACACAUCACUUCCCAAUUUCAAGAAAGCAUAAAGAAACUCGUUGAUGACGAGAUGGAAAAAGUAAAAGGAUUUGCCAAAGAAUCUAGCAUUGCUUUCCGAGAGAGACUAAAGAUCAUGGUAGGACUUGUCAAUCCUGAGGAUAUGAAAUUGAGUUCAACUGAAAGGAAGCUAGUACAUGCUUAUAAUGCAAAACCUGUGCUCUCACGCCCUCAACACAACUUUUACAAGGGUCCAAACUACUUUGAGAUUGAUUUGGACAUUCAUCGGUUUAGCUACAUCUCAAGAAAAGGACUUGAUGCAUUUAGAGACCGUUUGAAAGAUGGUAUUCUUGAUCUUGGCCUAACCAUUCAGGCGCAAAAGCAAGAAGAGCUUCCAGAAAAAGUACUAUGUUGCAUUAGAUUGAACAAGAUUGAUCUCGUUGACAAUGGCCAAAUACCCAAGCUAAUGAACCUUGAUGGUGAAUGUUAAUGGUUUUAAAUGGAUUGCAUAGAAUAACCUUCAACAAUACAUAUAAAUAUUACAUGUACUAUUUACUUCCUUUGCUUAUUUGGUUGAGGGAAAACAGAGUUUAUGGUGCUUAAGUUGUAUACAACUCCUCCAGAUACAUAUAUAUUUUUUUUCUAUUGUACAUUCAAAAGAAGAUAAAUUAAGAUGACGAUGAACAUGUAUUGUCAAUAACAUGAACAACAAAAAAUGAUUCUUUAUUAACUUUUGUAAC